GUUGGCUUUACCUCAAGCUUUAAAGCUUCAAACAAUAAAUUCACAACCUCAACUUUCGACAAAAAGCAUAGAACUUUUUAGUAUCUGCUGAAUUUCCGUCGAAAAAUAUUAUGAAACACCAUAUAUUGGCAUGAAAUUAUUUCUACUCCAUCCGCAGUAACGACAUAGUGAUAAUCUACUACUCGUGAAGCCAUGGCACGCGUAGUACCAAGAACGUCCGUGGCAGCUGAUAAGUUCAAGGUUAUACUUCCCACUUUGAAGCCGACAAUUUACCACGACCCGGCCGUGAACAAGACCCCAAACAACAUUCGCACGAUUGCUUGGAAUCCACUGGGUACUUAUAUUGCGACUGGUUGUUUGGACAAAACCUUACGCGUCUGGAAUGUGGACAAGCCUAAUGUUCGUCAAACGACCGAGUUGAAAGGUCAUACGGCAUCAAUCGAAAAGGUUGCUUUCAAUCCCGUUAAGGAGCUCGAGUUGUGUAGUGUGAGCAGUGAUGGAGUGGUUAGGUUCUGGGACGUCAAGACUAAGCAAGUCCUGAACGAGGUUAAAGGCUUAGGCGAGACCUUCACUUUAGCGUGGCAUCCCCGCGGCGAAUGUGUCCUCGUCGGGAAUAAGGAAGACAAGCUCUUCAUUAUUUCACCAACCCAAAGCACACCGAUUUCAUCACAUCAACAGCCUGUGCAGACUAACGACAUUGCAUUCUGUUGGAGUGGCCAAAGAAUAUUUGCUACUACUGGAGAUGGAAAAACAAGAAUCCUCUCAUUCCCGGAUUUUGAGCCCGCCUACCAGUUUGACUACAAGGAAGGUCCAGAUGCCGAAUUCAAGUUGACCGGGCAUACCUCGUCCUGCAUAUCUGUUGAGCUACAUCCAUAUAACCGGUACUUAGCCACGGGUGGAACUGAUUCACUGAUUUCGCUUUGGGAAACAACGGAAUGGAAUUGUGUUAGAACUGCGACUAAGAUGAUCGGUCCAGUUCGCAGUCUCAGUUUCUCUUGGGAUGGUCUCUAUAUAGUAGGCGGAAGUGAGGAGGGAUCCGGACUAGAGAUAUUCAACUCCGAAACGGGAGACCAUCUCUGCACAUAUAAGACCACGACAGCUUCUCCUGUUAUUGCAUGGUCUCCAAACCGAUAUUCACUCGCGUACAUUGACUCGGGAAGUCUACGAGUAAUAGGGGCCAGCGCAGGGACGAAAUAGGAAGACUCGGAGUCAAUCUGAUUGACGGUUAUGAAAGCAGAUACUCGAGAGAAACCAAUGGUUCCGAUAGCCGCGACGACGGCCAAGACCGAAUUCUGAACGAAUAUAAGAUAUAAGAAAUCACGUCCGUAUAGGCAAUUCUACUGAGAAGGGAUUGACGCGCUGAGCUGAAAAGCAGCCUCUAAAAAAAGGGUUCCUAAUUUAGACAGAUAGGGGGUAGCAUAUGGGAUGCUGCUUAUUGUCAUCAUCAUUAGAGACAAGUGUUGGUUUAACAGAGUUGGGGGCGACAUCCGAUACAACAUAUAAGAGGCUAUCUCGCGAGAUAAUGUUUCACCAACAACCCUAGAUUACCACAUGAAGCUUACUGGGAGAGACGGUACUUUAAUAGGAAGCCUGUUUGAUAGCACUACCUUUCCCUGAAAGCUUUGAUACCUUAGGUACAUAGCAAGAGUGUUAUACGGUGAAUUGACAUCGCAAUGCUCCACGGCCUUUACUAUAUAAUAAUACACUAAUCUUUUCCAUGCCACUCGCUGUUUUCUAAACUGCAACCUGCUUACA
Messenger RNA from Daldinia vernicosa, 1755 nucleotides. Its product is annotated as WD40 repeat-like protein. Gene Ontology annotation, cellular component: THO complex part of transcription export complex. Gene Ontology annotation, biological process: mRNA export from nucleus. The transcript is spliced from 6 exons. Bases 193 to 1197 code for a protein of 334 amino acids. Gene Ontology annotation, molecular function: protein binding. The record is from RefSeq and is a predicted model, not a curated record. NCBI's taxonomy places the organism in Eukaryota, Fungi, Ascomycota, Sordariomycetes, Xylariales, Hypoxylaceae.